CAAUGCUCAUGAUUAUUGCAUAAUGCGCACUUACCUUCGCAUGCGCAGAACAUUCUUAUGAUUAUGUGCAAAUUAUCUUAGUUUAGCCGAAUGCGAUUUCAACUUAAUCAAUUUUCUUGUGAUGCGAUCCGAUUUAAAACCCAUCAUCUUUGUCCGAGCCUGAAACGCUCCGGAGAUAUCAUUCGUGUUUUCUCCGUCCAGUUAACUAACGGGUGUCAUUCAGAUAUUGAACAGGUCAAAAAGACGAGUCAUCACAUCUGUAAGAUAGAAGCCAUCAUGGCCAUGACAAUGUAUGGAUCAACCUUUUUCAUCCUCCUCUCGAUAUCGGCCAUCGAAUUUAAACAAAACAGCGCUCAGUUUACUGAGGAACUGCCCCAUGUCCCAGGAAACGGAUCGGAGGUUCUUUCAUCAGAAUAUGCAACGGAAAUCAACCUGUCGUUUGCUACCGAUACCUAUGCCAGCCAGACUAGCGAUGAAUAUCAUACGACGUACCACGAGCCUCAUGAAACGCUUUCCUCUGGAUCAGAUGACCAUACUGAAGAGCUUUGGAUCGCCCAUCGGAUAGUCUGGCCUUGGUGGAAGAUUAUCCAGCUGAUAGCCGCCAUUGCUGGUAUCUUUGGAAACCUUCUUGUGAUGCUUGUUGUUUUUAGACCCCAAAAAGCCCGACGUUCCACGGACACGCUUCUUGGUGCCCUGGCCAUAGCCGAUUUCCUGACGUCGGUGUUCCUCAUACCUAUUCCGGAUGUUUCCAACAUCCCCUACACGUGGCUUGGGGGCUUCUACUGCAAGGUGAUCUACACGGCUCGCUUCAUGUGGAUUUCUGUCAGUGCCUCGAUCUUUACUCUUACAUUAAUCUCAGUCGAACGUUACAUCGCUAUUAAGCAACCUUUCAAGUUCCGCUUUUUCUUCAGUCCUACCAGGACACGAUUGGCAAUAAUCAUCGUUUGGAUCAUGGCAUUCAUCCUCAACAGCUUUGCCUUCUUUGUAUUCUUUGUCGACCCUGAUACUCAGUCCUGCAUCCUUCAAUUCCCUACGGCCAAUGGCGCAGAGGUUCUAGGUAUUACUUCCUUCGUCAUUGUCUUGGUUCUACCCAUGGGAGUCAUGUUGGUGACGCAAUCUCUCACUGCGUUGACCCUCCAUCGCCAGGCCUCACGUUUUAAGGCACCAGGCAGCGGUGCCACUCAGUCCAGCGAACGCCAUCUCAUUGCUAAGGGGCGCGUCAUCAAACUUAUCUUCGUCAUCAACGUCAUUUUCAUCAUUAGUUGGGGUCCUAAUCAGUCGGCUUACCUGGCAUUCAACCUUGGAUACCUUCCAUUUUCUUAUCUAUACGGGCCAUUGGAUCGAGCACUAGUUGUUCUGGCGUUUUUUAAUAGCUGCGCCAAUCCUGUCAUCUACACUCUACAGUACCCCAAAUUUCGUAGGGCUGUCCGCGAUCUGUUCUCUCGGUCUGAGACGGAGAGGGUUCCUAUAUUUGAUCAACCUGAGAAAUCCCCGGCUACUAAUCCUGAGUCCGCGUGACCACAUUCCAGUAUCUCUAUGAAUGAUUAUAAACCCGUCCAUAUUCCAAUCCAAAUAAACACAUCGGCGAUAAAUGACUUUCAUCAAAUGUGUUAAAGCAGGUACGAACCAAUAGCGCCAUCUCGAGUCCUCAGCUGCUCGUAC
Molecule: messenger RNA, 1662 nt
Organism: Lytechinus variegatus (green sea urchin)
Lineage: Eukaryota; Metazoa; Echinodermata; Echinoidea; Temnopleuroida; Toxopneustidae
Product: trace amine-associated receptor 6-like
Exons: 2
Coding region: 91-1518 (475 amino acids)
Biological process (GO): G protein-coupled receptor signaling pathway
Cellular component (GO): membrane
Molecular function (GO): G protein-coupled receptor activity
Source: RefSeq, a predicted model, not a curated record